Molecule: messenger RNA, 2478 nt
Organism: Eremothecium gossypii ATCC 10895
Lineage: Eukaryota; Fungi; Ascomycota; Saccharomycetes; Saccharomycetales; Saccharomycetaceae
Gene: HIR1
Product: Hir1p
Exons: 1
Coding region: 1-2478 (825 amino acids)
Biological process (GO): chromatin remodeling; DNA-templated transcription; regulation of DNA-templated transcription
Cellular component (GO): nucleus; HIR complex
Molecular function (GO): protein binding; nucleosome binding
Source: RefSeq, marked provisional
AUGAAGAUCCUUAAGUUGCCCUGGCUUACUCACCAGGAGGGGCAGAGGAAUUAUGAGAUAUAUACGGUGGACGUGAGCUCCGACGGACAACGAGUAGCGACCGGAGGGCUAGAUGGGAAGAUUCGGAUCUGGUCUGUGGCCGACAUCUUGGUAUUUGCGAAACCAAAAGUGUCGUGGCCAGCGCGUGAGGAGCAAUUGAGGAAGCCACUCGCAAACAUGAGUCGGCAUACGGGUUCUGUGACAGCUCUGAAGUUCUCUCCGGAUAACAAAUACCUGGCCUCAGGGUCCGACGACAAAAUCCUGCUGAUCUGGGAGAAAGAGGAGGGCGCCGUGCAGCCUUUGUUUGAUAUGGAGAACGACCUGGAGCACUGGAACGUGCGGCGGCGGCUGGUGGCGCACGACAACGACAUCCAGGAUAUCUGCUGGGCCCCAGACAGCAGCAUUCUUGUGACAGUGGGGCUGGACCGGUCAAUCAUCGUGUGGAACGGAUCCACCUUCGAGAAGAUAAAGCGCUUUGACGUGCAUCAGUCGCAUGUGAAGGGGGUGGUCUUCGAUCCGGCGAACAAGUACUUCGCCACUGCGUCGGAUGACCGCACAGUGAAGGUUUUCAGGUAUCACAAGGGCACCGAUCUGAGCUUUACCAUCGAGCAUAUCAUCACGGAGCCGUUCCAGGGUUCGCCACUAACGACCUAUUUUCGGCGCCUCUCGUGGUCGCCCGAUGGGCAGCAUAUCGCAGUCCCGAACGCCACAAAUGGCCCGGUGUCGACUGUUGCGAUCAUAAGCAGAGGCAACUGGGACACGUCUGUGAGCCUUGUUGGACACGACCAGCCGACAGAGGUAGCAUGCUUUAACCCACGACUAUUUGAACAUAAUGACAAUCACGAGAGGGGGGAAGAGGUGGAUGGAGCGAGCAAGGAUAACAGUGCGGCUAGUGAAAGCAGUGGUAAGCGCAGGCUGAAAGACGACGACCGGGUUGAUUCAGUUAUCGCGACAGCAGGCCAGGACAAAACCCUUGCAGUUUGGAGCACCAGCAGGGCAAGACCAAUUUUUGUGGCUUACGACCUGACCUCCAAAUCCGUCACUGACAUUGCGUGGACCUGUGACGGUACGGCUCUGUUCCUAACUUCGUUGGAUGGCCGGAUAAUUGUCAUCACUUUCGAAGAAGGGGAACUUGGCAAGGCCAUCCCACUGGAGCAGAAUGUCGAGCAAUUGCACCGGUACGGGGUGGACAAGGACUCUCUGGUUUUCCCAGAGAGCGUGAAGCAACUCAUCCUGGAGGAUAAAGCGCGGCAGUACAAGAAACCCUACAUCGAGACAACACUACUAGAAAGCAGAAUUGGCACCGUAAAAAAGCCAAAUGUCCUUAAUCCACGCCCUAAGCAUGCAAAGAACGACGUCGCAGUAGCAAGCAUACCGCAGGCCCAGGCACCCGCUCUGAAGAAGAAAGAAGGCCCGCUCAACGCGGCAACCGUGCAAAACGGCAAGAAGCGCGUAGCUCCAACACUUAUAUCUACAGGCUACGCUCGAGCCGCCACGGUAAAGUUUGAGCCCAGAUCUAGCAUAGAUUCCGACUUUGCAGGGAAGAAGGAACCCCUAAAGGACACCAGCUACGCCCUCGCCGGCAAGAUUUCUCAGCCCUCGCUGCCCCUCCCGAGACUCGGUGUUCACACACUGAUAAUGGGCGUGAAGGAACGCGGGGCAGAACGGUUUUAUGUCGAAGACGAGGAGUCCAUGGACGACGACGCCGAGGUUGCAGAUGAGGAGGACGAGACCAAAAACGAGCAUCCCCUGACCCUGAACUUGAAGACCACGCCGGAGCGUGUCUGGAAGGACGAGCCGAAUCUCCGGUACCUCGAGUACCCGGGCGUGAUUCCGGACGCAGACGUCGUCAUCUGCCAGUACGGAGACCUCGACGACCUCCACAUCCUCGAGAUCCGCAACGGCGUCGAGCGCAGCAUCCAGUUCGACCGCGAGGCCCUCUUCGAGAACCCCACCAAGAUCCUCGGUUACCACCAGGGCGAGCGCACACUCGAGGCCUUUCUGCCCGAGGUCGUCAUCUCCUGCGUGGGCUCCAAGGCCUGCCAGUGCUGGGCGCUGGCGACCGCCAGCGGGUCGCUUUACAUCUACGGGAACCACGGACAGCUGCUGGUCCCGAAAAUUUCCAUCGGUCACAAGGUCAUCAAGCUCAUUGCCUGGCAGCACUUCGUUAUUGCCUUCACCGAGACUUGCUUGUUUUGGAUAUGGGACAUUCGGGCCAUGAAGCUCGUGGAGAAGGAGAUUUCAGUGUUGCCCGUGCUCGUCCAAGACCAGCCCCAGUGCAACAGGGUCCGCAUCUCCAGACGCAUACUUGAUUUUCGCAUGCUUGCAGACUCCCACGAGCUCCUCGUUGAGAUGUCUGACGGUGCCUCCUAUGUGUGGAAGAGAGCGCUAGGCUGCUGGACAGAUACCAUUGGUCAGUCUACGCCUGUUACUGCAUAA